This is a messenger RNA of Prorocentrum cordatum, 1863 nucleotides long. NCBI's taxonomy places the organism in Eukaryota, Dinophyceae, Prorocentrales, Prorocentraceae. The record is from the annotation of a GenBank genome assembly.
CAGCUCCAGUACGACGAUGAGUCCAUGGCCGCGGGCGCCAUGAUCUCCGAAGCAGACGCGCUCCUGCAGGCUGAGAUGGCGAGCGAGGUCGAUGCCUUCCUCGCUGGCGAAUCCGUCGACGAGACCUCCAUCGAGGAGCUGGCGCGCGAGCUGGCGGGCAACGACACCGAGGCGCCCGCCGCGCAGGCCGCCCCGGAGGCUGAGGGCGCGCCCGCCGCGGAGGCUGCCCUGGCGGCCGACGCCCCCGAGAGGGCUGCGGCCAAUGCGUCGGAGGGUGCCGCGGCCAGUUCCGAGGGGGCCGGCAACGCCUCGGAGAUGCAGGUCGAUGAGAACCAGAGCAGGGCCAAUUUGUCCACGUACUUCGACCCGAAGCUGAUGGCCAUAUUCCGGGAGAAGCAGGCGCACCUGAAGGAGACGAUGAAGGACUUCAUGGUGUCGAAGAAGGAGCUGGACGUGGCCAAGCUGGCCGCGAACCUGGCGAUGAAGAAGCUGAGGCUGGCGACCGAGAAGCGGAGGAAGAUCCUGAUGGGCGAGAGGAUGGCCGAGGCCGAGGAGCGCCGUGCGAUGAAGGAGAGCCGGCGACAGGCGAAGACGGACAUGACGGCGCGCGCGGAGCAGCUGCUGGAGGACUCACUGGGUGGCCUUGCGGGCGUCAACAUGAGCUACAUGGUGGACGUCGUCCUCGCCCUGCCGGAGGCGCUGCAGGACGAUGAGUUCGUGGAGGACUUCCGCAACGUGACGAAGAGGGUGGACGUGAACGUCCGGAAGUUCUUGGAUCAGACCCAGCAGAAGACCACCCAGUUCGUCAAAGACAGCACCUCCGCCUCUGACGUGGAAUUGCGCUUCAUCAUGGCGAAGUUCUUCCACGAGUCGGGCUUCCGCCUCCGAGGGCUCCACCAGGACAGCCUGAAGGCAAUUCAGAUGCUCAGGCGCUCUGUCCCAGAAGACCUGGAGAGGGCGCUCUUCCCAUUCCUCGGGCAGCUGAACGCCAACACUGUCCGCCUCAGGAUCAAUGCCACCAGCCUGGCCACUGCCACCCCGAAGGAGGCGUGCGACCAGAUCACCCAGAUCAUGGCAAACGUCUCGGACUAUCCGGCUCGAGACCAUCGGCAGGGUGAUCGAGAACGUGUCCACGAGGGUGCUGCCCAACAUGGAGAGGGCGCUGCAGGUCUCCCCCAACAUCACCACCUUCGUGGGCUCCUUCCUGAAUAUGGCGCGCCUCGAGGUGGGCGGCCUGCAGGAGGCGGCCCACAGCAUGGUUACCAGGGCCAGCCCCAUCAUCGCCGAGCGGGUGCAGUGCACCUUCAGCGGCGCCCGCGGCCGCGGCGGCCUGGGCCUCCUCGGCGCGGCCGCGGCGUUGGCGGCCACCUGGCUCCUGGGCUGAGGACUGCGGCGCCGGGCGGCCCGCUGCUCCGGGCCAGCGCGCCCCCGUGCCUCCGGUGGCCUUCGAGCAGUGGCGAAGCGUCCUGGCUCGCCUUAGGUGGAGGAUGGAGGAAGCGCCGAGCCUGGCGCUCAUCAGCGGCUGCCCGCUGCCCCCCCUUGAAAUACUGACCCUGUGGAGCCGUCCCACCUCUGGACGCCCUCGGCUCUGACCUCUGCGGGAUGGCCGGCGGCGCUCUCGAGUUCCGCGGGAUUCACGCGUUCCUGGGCGCCCUCAUCCCCGAGUGCCGCGGGGACAGCGGUCACGCAUUCGAGAUCGGCUGCAACGGCGCAGGUGGGGGCGCGGACGAACUUGGACAGACCCGCGCCGAGUGCCUCCGGAGGCUUCGGCCGCAGUGACGGCGGCGGGGGUGAUGGGUGGUCGGCCGCGGCCUCCACCCAUAGCCCUGGCCCGACCGACAUUUCUCCCACCUACCAUUCCCG